UCUAGUGUGGUGCGCUGCUUCUUAGCAGUCAGCGGUAGUGCUGUGGAAUAUGAACCUUAUAAUAAUUUAAAAACGCUAUUUUUAUUCCUUUUCUAGUUUCAUCAGUUAUAUUUAAUUUUUUUACCUUUCUACUUUCUUUAUACAGCGUUUGUUCCAAAACUUUGGCUUUUUUUUGUUCUGGUAGAAAAAACCCAUAGGUUUUUUUAUUACGUAUAAUCAGCGAUUGGAAUGGCCGAGAUUGUUUAUUUCAACGGCCAUAAAAUUCAGAAUGAUACUACAGAAGAGAAUGUUUAUUAUAAUUCUAUAAGAAGCCCACUAAAUGAAGUAGAAAGAACCUUUCAUAAAGAACCUAGCAGCACUCAUAAACCUAUAAACUCCAACGUAGAGGCUGUUAUAACUGAAGAAAGCUUACCCAUUACUAAAAAUAACGAACGUGUUCCCCAUCCAGAGCCAGUUAAUAAUCCUUGGAGGGCUCGGCCCAGGACCAACGUGGGAAACUUUCCAUCUUCGGCCGUCUGUAAAAGUGUUUCUGUUCCUUCACCCUUAAAUGGCCCUGAGUCCUUCCCUUCAUUAUACGAAGAGAUUAAGCACACUAGUGAAAAGUCAAAGCCAAUUUUUCCUUACGAAAGCGCUGAAAAUUUAAAAAAAGGAAAAUCCAAAAAGUGGAAACCCCUGAAUAUUGAGCUUCGUACCACUCAUACGACGGAAACCACAAUAUUUCGGGUGCCCGGUAGAACUGGCCGCAGCACUUCGAAGUUCUACAAAACGUCCUUUACCAAGUCCGAAAGCCACCAGCAUGAGGUUGAGAAUGAUCGUCAAGGUGGGCCUCCUAGAAACAGACUCAGACCUAAGGCGCAGCCUAAAAGGAAAAGGCGGUAUAGUCCUUCCGCUCGUCUGCCUGCCUCACGUAGUUUCCCGGUGGCCAGUCAAUCUCCACCCAGCAAAGGCCCCCGUCCAUAUAAACUUAUCAAACCAGCGCCACGUUCGCUACGCAGUAUAAGACCUUCAGAGGCCCCCCCCCGCCCUUCUUCUGCAGAAGUUUUAUUUACUGAAGAGGCGCUUUCUUCUGGUGAAUCAGCCGCUCGUUGGAAAUAUCGUUACAAAAGCAGACCUUUUACGAGUUAUAAGAAAAAUACACCCGACUACCCCUUGAGCUGGUCCGACUCGCAACCGGGCAUAGAGAGCGGGCCUCUACUCUGGUCAACCAAUCCCUCUGCUGCUUUUUUGGCUCCUCGGCAGGCUUAUCAGGAGCAAGAGAACGUGUCUGCGUCUUUGACCGCCCCACCUGUUGAUCCCAUGUUCCCUUCUGGCCACUAUGCCGGCACGUACACCCUGCCCGGCUACGGCUAUACCGUCUACUAUAUGAUACCACCCGUUGGGUUGGACAAGGACGCGUUAGCAUCUAAGAUCCGGGCCCAAAUAGAAUACUACUUCAGUACGGAAAAUCUGAGGAAGGACGUCUAUCUAAGACAGCACAUGGAUGCCAGUGGCUUUGUGCCUGUCUCAUUUAUUGCUCAAUUCAACCGAGUGCGCCUGCUAACUUACGACCUAAAUACGGUCAUUGAGGCCAUUCAGCCAAGUUUAGAGUUGGAGCUGAGCUUUGACAUGCAGUACGUGCGGAAGCGAUACGACUGGGAAGCUUUUUUACCGAAAGUCCUCCACGAGGAACCAAAGGACGUUCAGCGGUCGGGGUUACAGACUUCACGGAACCACGAGUCUCUUGAGAACGAUCUGCUCGCGCUCACCCUUACAGGAGGCAGUGAAUCAGCGAGUCGGAGGUCAAAGCAAACCGGAAGACUGUCGGCUAACCGAACGCUAUACGAUCACGAAAGCCCUUCGAAUGCAUUCGCAAGUGAUCUCGAAGAUGAAGAGAUAAGCAACAUCAUGAUCAUCACUCAAACAUCGCCUGCAGGAAAGUCCAACGCUCUUUUAGCGGACUCCUCGGCAACUUUUGAUAAGUGGGCUGAAAUGAUAAAUCACGGGCUUUACCGCUACGAGCAGGAUUUGCUUUCGAAUUGCGAUAAGCCUCAACGUAUGGCGCUUGCAGUCCACCACGACGAGUCUGUGACGCCUUCUCCUCUCAGUCUUGCUACGGAGUCUUCUCUUGCUUCCAGUGUAACGCCGCGGAGGGCUCUGAAAGUCCUACGCGGAGCGCCCCGCUUUUAUCCUGUAAAGCCCCAAGACGAGUUGUCCAGGCACGAGGUGGGUGCUCAAGACUCUGUGGUGGAGGCGAAUGUGGGGUGGCUCAUGCGGACAGCCUCACCCCACGCGUCCCCAGGACCACAUUCUAAUGGACGUGCCGGCGCGUUCUCGUCCUCCUUGCAUCCGUCCCUGGAACUUUUAGAGGAAGGCGGGUUUGUGGAGCAGAAGUACCACACGUUCCACCAGGAGUGUUUGAGAGAGCGCGCCAAACUUGGAGCUGGACGUUCUCACGAAAUGAAUACGCUGUUUCGCUUUUGGUCCUUUUUUUUGCGCGAUCACUUCAACUGCAAAAUGUUUAACGAGUUUCGGAUGUUAGCCAGAGGGGACGCUGCGGCCGGCCACAGAUACGGACUCGAGUGUCUUUUUCGCUUCUUCUGUUACGGGCUGGAGAAAAAGUAUCGAGGAGAUUUGUUUGAACUGUUUCAGCGGGACACGCUAGAAGACUAUCGCCGGGGCCACUUUUACGGUCUUGAAAAAUUCUGGGCAUACCUUAAACAUCGAAAACAGGCUGAGUUCGACCCCCUUGAUCCGGCUUUGCGGGAGGUUAUUGCCAACUACCGCUCACUCCAAGCUUCUCGCUCGCUUGCGGAAGAUACGGUACGCGAAGUAGCGCAUCUGCACGGAGGUUUACUUGCUUGAUUGGAUCUUUGGAAGGGGCCGUUCACUUUCUGUGGGGACGGAAGAACUUUGGGAUGUUACUUGUCGCGCUACUGACUGUAAAAAAAACUUAAACAAAGAGGGGUAAGGGGGCCGCACAAGGGCCGGAUGCAGUAUAUUUUAUUUGCAGUUUAAAAAAAAAGUACUUUGAAUUGGUUUAUUGA
Zophobas morio is the source of this 3023-nucleotide messenger RNA. Its product is annotated as la-related protein 1-like. The record is from RefSeq and is a predicted model, not a curated record. Lineage: Eukaryota; Metazoa; Arthropoda; Insecta; Coleoptera; Tenebrionidae. Gene Ontology annotation, molecular function: RNA cap binding. The transcript is spliced from 14 exons. The coding region runs from base 229 to 2841 and encodes 870 amino acids. Gene Ontology annotation, biological process: mRNA stabilization.